UGAUAAUAAAAUUCUAAGUAAUCGUUGUGGAGUCAAUACAAAAUACAUCAAUCAUUAACCAUCUCUACUCAUCUGCUAUUCUUACCGAUACAGUCAAUUACUUCAAAUCGUGUUCAUGUCUAUGCCUGGAAGUUGGAAGAGAAUUCGGAAUUCAGAUGUUCCAAUUUUCUUCCACAUGUAUUGUGUAUAAUAAUAUACAUAAUUUACGUUAAAAUCUCUGUUUAACUUUGGAUUAUAUAAUAAUCCGCGUUUCUCAGUAAAGUACGAAAUAGAAAAAGAACAAAUUUAUCUGAAAUUGAGAAAUUUCAAAUAUAUCUGCCAUAACAGAACAAUCAUGGGCAACGCUCUUACCACCGCAUCUGUGUCAGCUGCUGAUGUGAUAGUACCGGUAUCUCAACAAAUUAUUAAGCCAGAAUCCCAUAGAACGAAACAAUAUCGAGAUGAACCACCACCAGAAUGUCCCAUGCACAAAUCAGGUCAAUUAAACACUAUCAAUUAUGUUAGCGAAUGUCCAAUAGACAAAAUGGAUGAAAGCGAAAUAAAUCCAUUAAACAUGAUGCCACCAGCAAAUCAGCAACCCGCACCAGACCAGCCAUUUCUUUUACCAACUGAUAGACAAGUUUCAUCAAUACCCAAAGCGACAGGGGAGGGAGAAUUUUGGGUAUACCCCUCUCAACAGAUGUUUUGGAAUGCUAUGUUAAGAAAGGGAUGGCGAUGGAAGAAUGAUGAUAUAUCUACAAAAGAUAUGGAUGACAUAAUAAAAAUUCACAAUGCUAACAAUGAACAGGCAUGGCAAGAGGUUCUUAAAUGGGAAGCUCUUCACGCACGAGAGUGUGGUAACCCGAAAUUGCGUAGUUUUGGUGGAAAAGCAUCGAAAUACUCUCCACGUGCGCGUAUUCGCCAUUGGAUGGGAUAUGAAUUGCCGUUCGAUCGACAUGACUGGAUUAUAGAUCGUUGUGGUAAAAACGUAAGAUAUAUUAUCGAUUAUUAUGAUGGCGGUAAAGUUGACGAAAAGUACACGUUUGCAUUACUUGAUGUGAGACCUGCGAUGGACUCAUGGGAAAAUAUCUGGGAUCGAAUGAAAGUGGCGUGGUGGCGUUGGAGGUAUCGAACCAAUGAUGAAUCAAUAUCUACUAUCUCUGGCAUUAAUUUAUAAAUUAGCGCUAAUAUAAGAUACACUAGUCUGAGAAACUUUUAUUGAAAUGAUAAUUAAUGCUUAAUGAUUAUGUAAUAUAACAAUCUUGCAUUGAGAGAUUAUUAUAUGUGUACAAUAGUUUUAAAAAAAUAUCAUAAAUAUAAAUUUAUGAUAUAUAAUUUG
Molecule: messenger RNA, 1318 nt
Organism: Formica exsecta
Lineage: Eukaryota; Metazoa; Arthropoda; Insecta; Hymenoptera; Formicidae
Gene: Cchl
Product: cytochrome c-type heme lyase
Exons: 4
Coding region: 335-1156 (273 amino acids)
Biological process (GO): cytochrome c-heme linkage
Cellular component (GO): mitochondrion
Molecular function (GO): holocytochrome-c synthase activity
Source: RefSeq, a predicted model, not a curated record